AUGGCUUCACAUGCUUCCACAUUGCCCAACACCCGUGAAGAGGUUGAGGCAUGGCUUCUCAACACCUUUAACACGUUCGACAGCCGUGACGUGACAGUAUUGAACAAGAUCUUCUCCAAGAAAGGAGAGUUGCAUUUCGCAAACAACCCAGUCCUCAAGGGUCUCGACGAGAUCAGACAGUGGUUCACGCCGAACUUUGAAGUUCUCGGUCACAUGAAACACGUUCCCAUCCUGUUCGACAAGGUGGACGAGAAGAUCUGGUUCACAACCGAGAUCUCGUACCGGGUGAAAGGGGAUCCGGAAAACGAGACAAUCACUCUACCCGGGUCCGCCCUUGCUACCUUGGUUACGGAGGGCGAGGAGACCGGCAAGAUGGCGAGGUUUCAAGUGUUUCUGGACAACAGGCCCGUCGUAGAGAAGGUUGAGGCCGUGCUGAAGCUUACGGCUGCGAAAGAAUCUGAGACUUAG
Messenger RNA from Colletotrichum karsti, 468 nucleotides. RefSeq lists its product as uncharacterized. NCBI's taxonomy places the organism in Eukaryota, Fungi, Ascomycota, Sordariomycetes, Glomerellales, Glomerellaceae. The transcript is spliced from 3 exons. The coding region runs from base 1 to 468 and encodes 155 amino acids. The record is from RefSeq and is a predicted model, not a curated record.